AUGGCGAAGGUUGCUGUCAUCGUGGGCGCAGCCUCCAAGCAUGACAAGGAUGGCACCGACGUGGACUUGCCUCCAGCCAGCCGCUGGGGCCUGGGAGGUGCCCUCUGCCUCCGUUUCGCGCAGGGCGGCUUCCACGUCGCGCUCCUUGGGCGGCGCGUUCCCAUCCUCGAUGGGGUUGCCAAAGAGGUGCAAGCCAUUGGCGGCACAGCAACUUGCAUUCAGUGCGACGUGGAGGACAACGCGAGCGUGAAGAGCGCUUUCGACGCGGCGAAAUCACUGGGAACUGUGGAAGUGGUGGUCUACAACGUGGCACCUCCCUUUCCUCCGGGCUGUGACUUCACUAACCUCCCCAUGGCUGAGGUUGUUGACCCAGAGUACUUCACACGAGCCUUCAACAUCGGUGUCAGCGGAUGUGUCCGCUGCGUGCGCGAGAUUGCGCCGGACAUGAUGGAGCGAGGCCGCGGCACAAUCCUCUUGAGCGGUGCGACAAUGGCUUUACGCGGAGGCCCGAAAUUUGCGUGCAUGGCCCCCAUCAAGGCGGCUUUGCGGUCUUAUGGUCAGGCGAUGUAUCAGACCUAUGCCCCGAAGGGUGUGCAUGUGGCCCACGUCGUUAUCGAUGGGGUCAUCGAGUCUCCGAACACGAAAGCCUGGGCUGACAAGGUGAUGCUGCAGGAUCCUGCAGACCUGGCCGAUGCCUUCUUCGCGAUGCAUGAGCAGAAGCCCUCUGCUUGGUCCUAUGAGAUGCAGCUGACUCCGUGCAGGGAGUCCGUCGGAAUGCGCCUGUGA
This is a messenger RNA of Symbiodinium natans, 786 nucleotides long. The record is from the annotation of a GenBank genome assembly. NCBI's taxonomy places the organism in Eukaryota, Dinophyceae, Suessiales, Symbiodiniaceae.